Molecule: messenger RNA, 7222 nt
Organism: Caenorhabditis angaria
Lineage: Eukaryota; Metazoa; Nematoda; Chromadorea; Rhabditida; Rhabditidae
Source: the annotation of a GenBank genome assembly
AUGCCAUCUGUCCAACAACAACAAUCUUCGUUAAGAAACGGUGCAAGGCGCGGAAAUAAAAAAGGUCAGUUUUGUUUCGGGAAUCAAAAAAAAUGUCUGAACAUGCUCAUUUUCCCUCCCAAUUUUUUUGAACGAUUCGCCAUUUAGCCAACAAAAAAUUGCAUUAAAUUUGGGUUCGGCUUAUUUUUAGCUAGCUUUUGCCGUUUUUCGAACUAAGCCAAGCUAGACACAAAUUGAAAUCACUAAAGAUUUUCCUUGAUUAAAAAUUCUGGAAGUUUGUAUAUGUUUGGUUUUUUUUUGACAAAAACAAAUAUGUUUUCAGAAGAAUUUUUGAUUAUUUGUGUUUUUUCCAGCAUUUUUUUCUUUUUUUGCUUGGAAAAUUGAAUUUUUUGAGAUCCUGCGUAAAUUUCUUCCCUGUAAUUUGAUCGGAUUUUUUUCUGUUUGACAGAGAAAAUUUUAUUUAUUGUUUUCAUAUUUGAAAUUUGACACUUUUUUUUCGAGAUUUACACAUACUUGUAGGUUUUUUUCUGGCGCGCGUGAAGUAUCAGAGAUCAAUUGCCACGUCAUGACUCAUUUUUUCCUGUGAUUUUCUCUAGAUAAGAUUUAUUAGUAUUGUUUUUUUGAACACAGGUAUUUUUUGAGCAGAAUACAAAAAAAAAUCACAUGUAAAAAUAUAUAGGAGGAUACGAAAAACAUUUGGAUUUUUUUUGGCUGCCAAGGAGUGGUUGCUUGACAAGCCUUUUGAUGAAUAGGGGAUGGCACUAGAGGAAUCUCCCCUCAAGCAGUCGGCACUAGACGAUUCUAUUCUCAAGGCUUCUCACAAGUAGCCAGUUCUUGUCUCAUGUUUUUUUUAGAAUUCAGGACGAAUUUUUGUAGAUCAAACAUUUUGCGUCCAAAAUUUUGGGCUCAAACUAAUUUUGAUACCAAAUUCAAAAAUUCUUCAGAAAAAUGAUAAAUGUGUUGUUUUUCUGUCUUUCUUUCUGUUUUUUUUUCAGAAAAAAAUAUCUGUCUAAUUUUUUUGUGUUUUCCCCCCUAUUUUCAAUUCAUUUCCUCUCAAUAUUUCCAUUUUUCCCUCUCAUUUUUCCGACAUGUAAAAAAUAUAUCAAAGAUAUAUCUUUGCCUUUUUGCUGCGCGGCAAAAAUUAUAGUUUUCUUUCAUAUUUUUUUCGCUUUUCUGUGUCGGUUGCUAUGGAAAGUUUAGGUUUCAAAUUUUCAACCAAAAAAUUCGAAAAAGUGGGUCAAUUUUCAUUGCCCAAAAUGUCCCCACGCCGUGAGCACAGAAAUUUUGCUCAUUUCAAUUUUGAGAGAAGCGAGUUAGCCGAAUUCCGUCUGAUAUAUUAAAGUCAUCUUGUCAUCCAUCUAUCCCUCCUCUUUUUUUUCGCGCACUUCAAAUUCGAACAACUUUUCGUUUUCACAUCAGCUUCUCCUUUUUCUGCUUCUUCUCAAAUUUGAAGUGUUAGUAGUUUUUUUUUUCAUUUUAUUUUAUUUGGAUUUAUGGAUUAAGGAAGUUUGUGAUUUUUGCAAUUUUGCUCUAGUGAAAAUUUUGGGUUGUUUGAGAGAAAUACACGGGAUUUUGAGAGCUCCUGGAGAAGAACACGAAGCCACGUGGAUUUUUAGCAAUAAAAUUUGGAUUGGAAAAUGUGAUAGUGCUCUGAUUUUUUCUGAAUUUUGAAAUUUAGGUUUUUCAAUAUUUCGCCACGUGGAUUUUUGAGCCCCAAAAUACAUUAAAUCUUUCACCUUUGGCUAAAUUUUGCGAUCUUUUCUGCUCCUAAAAGUGAAUUAAUUGGUGGUUUGACAAUUUGCUAGCUCAAUGAUCUUGAACUAUGAACCCUUUUGAGAUGGCCACGUGGCUUUUUUGGCCCGAAAAUUUUGAAUUUUUCCACGUGGAAUUAGAUAUCAAUUUUUUAUCCGUCACAAAUUUUUCUUUGGAAAUUGGUUUCUAAAAUUCUGUAGUCUAGAUCUCUGAUUUGCCUCUUUACAGAAAAUUGAGCUUGAAUUUUGUUUUGUAAAUUUUGUAGAUAAAACCACGUGGCCGAGUUUUUCAGCCCGAAAUUCUUGAAAAAAAAUUAGUUCCAAAAUCAGAAUCAUUCGGGAAAUUCCAAAUUUUCCCAAUUUUUCGUCAAUGCUUUAUUUUCGCCUCAAAAAAUUCCCGUCUUCCAAUUAACAUCAUCUUUUUUCUCUCCCAUUUUUGCUCAUUUUCCAGCUCCAAACAUUUCUUUUUCUUCUUCUUGCUUUUUUUGUAACAAUUACGAAUUACGUUUUUAUUCGUUUUUUUUUCAAUUCCAGUUUUCUCCCCCCUGCUCUAAUUUCCUGCUUGCUAUUUUUGCUUCUCCAAAAAAAUCGACAACUUUUUUCUCGGUGCCUAGUUUGACCCCUUUGGAAAAAAGUUCGUUAAUUUUUAACGACCUGCUUUGCUUGUUUUUUUCUAUUUUUCUAGCCACUAUUUUUGAAAUCUGUGCAGAAAAAAAUCUGUUUUUUUUUCGGAAAAAAACGGAAAAUUGCUCGACGAUUAUUAUUAUUUGGUUAAAUAGUAGUAGUUCGGCACGGGAAAACUUUUUUUUCAAAAUAUUUUUUUGAAAAAAAGUGGCGGCGGCGGCGGUGUGGAAAGGUGCACACACACAGGGAAUGACGAGAUUUCUGAAUGAGCAACAGCAGAAGAACUGGUGUCUCGCAAACUUCGGCUUUUUUAUUCAAUCGGAGAGAUAAACCUAGUAGGUUUUUGUGAGGAGAAAUUGGGAUUUUUCGGGUCUGAACCGGAUGAGCCCAGGAAAUUUCGAAAAAAAGGAAAAUUUGUGAUUUUUUGAGUCUAAAUAUGGCUAGGCUUCGAAAUCCCGUAAAAUCUUGAAAAUUUGGAAUUUUUCAAGCCUAAUCUUAGUUGGAAAAAUUCAAUUUUUUGAGUUAGAAUUAGGCUUGUGUUAAAAACGUCAUUAAGUGAGUGAAAUUCUGAUUUCAAGCCUAAAAUUCAAAAUUUCUAAUUAUAGAUCUGAAAUUGUUUUUCAAAAUAUUUCAGUAAAAUUUGUGGAUUUUUUUAGCCUGAAAAAAAUUUCUUGAAAAGUUUCUAUCAAAAAUUUUGUGAUGUUUUGAAUCUAAUUUUGGCUAGACUUGAAGUCCUGAAGAGUUUUUUUUUAAAUAAAAGUAAUCCCAGAAAAAUUUGACCCUGAACGAUUUUUCAGAAUAUGAAAAUUUAAAAAUCAAAAUUUUCUGACGACAAUUUUUGUUUUUCCCAAAAAAGUUCACUCAAACUUUUUCAAAACUGUUAUUUUUCAUUUUAUGGCUACCACAAAAAAUUCAAUAAAAUUUUAGAAUCCCUGAAAAUCCCCCACUAAUUUUUUUAAAAAUCCAACAAAUAUUUUUAUAGGACACGGUCGAGGUGAAUCUCUGCACCACGCUGCAGUUGUCGAAGUUGGAGCCAUGGUUCUUCAAAAUAUGUUUAGGUAAGUUGGAUUGCUCAUAUUAAAGAACAACUUCUGAAAUUUGCUCAUAUUAAUCUGACAAAGACAAUUCAAAUAGGUUUUGUACCAGAUUUUUGGAGAAUAAGAUCUUUUCGUGACCAAAAUGCAUUCUGAAAUUUGGAAAAUACUGAAAAAUUUUUACAAACAUUGCUCAUAUCAAUCUUAUAGUUGAUUAACAUGAGCAAUGACUAAAAAUAACCACAUUGCUCAUAUUACUCCCAAGCCUAUCUAAUUUUGCAGUGCUCUCUCCUUCCUACACUACCGAAAAGAUGAUGAUUUUGUCGACCGUCUCUCCUAUUUCUACACUUCCUCAUUUCUAAUAAUGAUGGCAGUUUUGGUGAGUUUCAAACAAUUUGGUGGUCGACCUCUCGAAUGUUGGGUUCCUGCACAAUUCACCGCUUCCUGGGAAGCUUAUACAGAAAUGUAUUGUUGGGCACAAAAUACGUAUUGGGUUCCAAUGGAUCAAGAUAUUCCGGAAAAUGUUAGUGAUCGAGAAUAUCGACAGAUUUCAUAUUAUCAAUGGGUCCCAUUUUUCUUGCUUCUUCAAGCAUUUCUAUAUUAUAUCCCUUGUUUGAUGUGGCGAUUGAUGAGUGAUAAAAGUGGAAUACGAUUGAAUGAUAUUGUACAAAUGGCGACGGAAAAAGAGAAUAUUGAACCAGAUUAUAGGAUACGAACUAUUGAAAGUUUAUCUAGGCAUAUUGAAAGUGCACUGAGGUAAGCUGGAUUUUGGGGAAGGUUUGGGGAUGUUGUCAUGAGAUGAAAAUGUUUUUUGCCAAAAAAUCUCAGGCGAAUCAUUUCAAAUUGCCCUAAUUUUGUUUUGAAAAAUUUUUGAAACGUAUUUUUUAGGCUGAAAAUAUACAUAGUGGAAAGAAUUUCAAGAAAAAACACUCAUUUUUUCUGUUUCUAGACUUUGAGAACUCUUCCACCAGUUUUUGGCCAAAAAUCUCGUUUUCUGGAUUAUUUCACAUCAAAAUUUAUGAUUUCCCGUCGAAAAAAAAUUCCACGAAAUUCAAAUUCCACGAAAGCAACAAAAAAUCAGCUGAUAUCAGAUUCUGAUCACAAAAGCAUUUCAAAAUAUCCAAAUUUUAUUUCGAAAAUUUUUGGAACGUAUUUUUCCGGGCAGAAAAUAUACCGAAAGAAAUUUAUAGCCAUUUUUUGCUGUUUCAUAAAAUUGAAUUUUAGAAACGUUCCGGUUUUUAGCCAGCUUAUCAUCAUUUUUUUCGAAUUUUCGCACCAAAAAUCCUCAAAUGUUUUCAGAUACCAACACACGGCAACAUCUCGAACCCAAUACACACUUCAUCGAGUUUUCAAAUGUUUCAACAUGCGAUAUUAUGAAAGUUAUGUGACUGGAAUGUAUCUCGCCACAAAAAUAAUGUAUGUUGGAAAUAUUCUGACAAAUUUGGUGUUGGUCAAUAAAUUUCUCGAAACUGAUGAAUAUUCGAUUUAUGGAUUGGGAGUUUUGAGAGAUUUGUUGUUUGGAAGAACUUGGAUCGAGUCGGGCAAUUUUCCGAGGGUCACUUUGGUGAGUUUUUUGGCGGGAUAUUGCCUUGUUAAUUUUUGACAAAAUUAUUUUCAAUAAAACAUUCUGAAAUCUUUUGAGCUCAAGAAUCCACUGAAAAAUGAAACCGAAUAAAUUCGAAUUUUUUUCAAAAAUCAAAACUUCAAAUAUUACUAUUUUUGUUUCACAAUUUCGCUAAAAUCUAAAAAUUUUGAGCUAAAAUUUUGGCUGCAGAUAACAAAAAAAAUAAAAAUUUGAGAUAUUUGAUGCAAUUUUAUUUUUUCAAUUUUGAAAAAUCCAAAUUUUUGAGUACAAAUUUUAUCUCAAGAUUUGAUGGGUUUUAAGUCAGAACUUUUGAAAAAUUAUCGAAAAAAUCCUCUCUCUCCCACAAAAUCCUUCAGAAAACCCCCCAAUUUUUUGCAGUGCGAUUUCGAAGUUCGAGUUCUUGGCAACAAUCAACGCCAUAGUGUUCAAUGCGUUUUAGUCAUCAAUAUUUUCAACGAAAAAAUAUUUAUUCUAAUUUGGUUAUGGUUUACACUUUUAUUUGUCGCAUCCACAUUGGAUAUGUUGUAUUGGUUUAGUAUAUCAAUGUUUCAUAGGUCUGUUUUUUUUGGAGGGAAAUUUGAAUUUUUGAAAAAAAUUUGGAUCAUUUUUUUUUCAUGAUAAUCUGAGAAUUUUUAGCAGUUUUGAACCUAGGCAAGACUUCAGUUUUUCAAUUUGAAUUCUAAAAAGUUUGUCAAGAUAUUACACCUACACAAUUGUCUCUGGCUCACAACCAAGGCAUGCUCCAAAAAUAAAAAAAAAUUGACUUCAGGGACCGAUUCCGUUUCGUGCUCCGCCAUCUCGAACUCACUUCCGAUCCCGACAAACCCGAAUUAUUUCGAAAAGAAAAACGAAAACAAGUCGAACAUUUCCUGCGAACCUAUCUGAAAGUCGACGGAGUUCUUGUGUUAAGAAUGAUUGCACUACAUGCUGGUGUCAUGUUUUGUACUGAAAUAACCGAUGCGUUGUGGAAACGAUAUUUGAGUCAACAUCCGGAGAAUUUGAUUGAUGAUGAUUCGUCGCUGAUCACUUUUGCUAGGUGAGAUUUUUGGGGUGGCAAAAUGUGAAGAAUGAGAUUUUGGGUAUUCUAGAAAACUGGAAUUCUAAAUGUUUUCAUUCCGAAAUCAUUUAACUCUGAAAAUUUUCACAGUUUUUUGAGAAUUCAUUUUUUUUACAAAAUUAAAAUUCUGAUUCCACGUGGAUGUUGCGUCCUAGAAAUUCGUUAAAUCUAUAUUUCUUGAAAAAUUCUUGAAAAAAUUUGAGGUUUUUGUGUUUCGAAUAAAUUUGUAAAUAAAAAUUCAGAACCUGAAAAUCCACGUGGCACGAUUUCUUUUCAAAAUCUGAAAUUUUGAAAAACAAAAAAUCUUUCUUUUUCUAGCUGUAAUCGAAUUCGCAAGGAAAUUCAGAAUUUUCACAUUUUUAAUCGAAAAAUCCAUGAAAAUCAGAAUUUUCGCGAAAAUGUUCCCCUCAAUUUCCAGAGCCCAAUCAAUUCGCCGAAAACGAAACGACAGCAGCAACUCAGACGGUCAAAAUCAUCAACGACUCGGUCGAAUUCUAUCACAUCGAUCCACCGGCGGAAGUUUUCGACUCAAUCGAACACAAUCCACAAAUCGAAGUUUGAACACCGAGAAAGGAGUUGUUGGUGGCGAGAAGGGUGGUGGAGGUGCGGCUGGAGCACAAACUACUGCAAAUACGCCGAGCACACCGCCGACAUUACCGAAGUGGGUUUUUUUAGGAUGGGAAAUUUUGAAACCAAAAUUUGAAGCCUCAUUUUGGGGUUAAAUAUUAUUAUAGAAAGAUUUUUGAGCUAUUUCUGAAAAAUCUCAUUUCCUCUUGUCCCUCUAAAAUUCAAAUUUCUGCACCAAAAAUAGUGAUGACGUGAUUUAUUUUGCCCUACAGUAAUCCAGAUAAUAUUUUCUACAGUAACUAAUUAUUUUUAGCACCAGAAAUCUACAGUAAUGCAAAAUUCAAAUUUUAAAAUCAAGUGUCAUUUUUUUAACUGUGCCAGACUUGCAGAAAUCUCCCAAGCCUUCACAAAAUCAUUUCCCUUCAAAAUUUUCCCCGGAAAAUCUGAAAUUUCCAGCUCUCGAUUCGGCAAAAUCAAACCUCGUCGAGCUGUUGUCACCAUCAACAAUUCAUCCGAUUCCACGUCAACAACACCAAUCGCAGCGCCAACAUCGGAUUCAAUUCAAGACCUGAGUCGAGCUGAAAAUAUCCCGCUAGCUGUCUGA